CUUUGCGCCAACGUAAGGGAACCCGGCAAAUUAUACAAAUGCAUGGCUAUUUGGCUAUUCGAUGAGUACACCUGGACAAAUACAGUGAUACUCCAUGGACUUGUGCGUGUUAUUGUGCUGGUCUUCAUAGUGGGCUCUUUUUGUCUAGUUGUUUUACGUAGGCAUGUUCUGGUGAGAGUGCUCUGGAUUUUUCAAUUAACACACAAUUAAUGACAAUAAAACACACUGAGUGAAAAGGAAUAACCACCAAGGCUUCUCUCUAGUCAAGCUGAAUUACAA
Messenger RNA from Williopsis jadinii, 279 nucleotides. RefSeq lists its product as uncharacterized. NCBI's taxonomy places the organism in Eukaryota, Fungi, Ascomycota, Saccharomycetes, Phaffomycetales, Wickerhamomycetaceae. The transcript has a single exon. The record is from RefSeq and is a predicted model, not a curated record. The coding region runs from base 43 to 210 and encodes 55 amino acids.